Messenger RNA from Pygocentrus nattereri (red-bellied piranha), 1813 nucleotides. RefSeq names its product B-cell receptor CD22-like. The transcript has 8 exons. The coding region runs from base 101 to 1813 and encodes 570 amino acids. The record is from RefSeq and is a predicted model, not a curated record. NCBI's taxonomy places the organism in Eukaryota, Metazoa, Chordata, Actinopteri, Characiformes, Serrasalmidae.
CUCAUUUGAGCAAAAUAGACAUAGAUGAUGCUGACCAGCUCUAACGGGAAAAGCUAAAAAUCAUCACACUUUUACUACAAAGACUAAUCUGAGAGCAGAUAUGAAGGCUGCUGUGAUGAGGUCAUUGAGAACGACUCCUCCUCUUCCUCUGGUCUUUCUGCUCAUGACUGCUGGAGCUUUUGGAACAGAGUGGAGUGUGAAGUACAACCAACAGGAAAUCUGUGCUUUAAAAGGAUCCACAGUGUUUAUGAACGGAACUUUUACUCAUCCAGAGCAUCUCACAGUGACAGAGACUUUCUGGAUUAUAGACCCAGUUCAAAAGUUUGCUCUGUCUAAAGACCCAGAAUACUCAGGCAGAGUUGAAUAUUUAAUUGAUAAACAGAAACACUUCUCCCUCAAACUGAGUGAUGUGAUGAAGAAGGAUGAACAUCAGUUCUGCUUCAGAAUCAUAACAAAUGAAGAAAAAGAAAGAUGGACAGGUGUUCCUGGAGUUCAGCUCAGAGUUACAGAGCUCCAUGUAGAAGCUCCUGAAGAAGUGACAGAGGGACAAACAGCAGAUCUGACAUGUAAGACCACCUGCAGUCUGACUGACCCAACAUUCAUCUGGUACAAAAAUGGACAUCCUUUAACCACAAAGACCAUCAAGAACAACCAGCUCCACCUGCAGACGGUCAGCAGUGAGGAUGCAGGCAGUUAUAGCUGUGCUGUAGGAGGAUCUCAACGCCUCCGCUCUACUGCUCACAGCCUCAGAGUCAGAUAUCCUCCUAAGAACGUUUCAGUGUCCAUCAGUCCCUCUGGUGAAAUAGUGGAGGGCAGUUCAGUGACUCUGACCUGCAGCAGUGAUGGAAACCCACCUGUGAAGACCUACACCUGGUUUAAGGGAUCAACAUCAAUAGGAGAAGGAAAAACCUACAGCAUUCCCAACAUCAGAUCUGAGGACAGUGGAGAAUACACAUGCCAGAGUAGGAAUGAUCAUGGAGAGAGAAGAUCCACUGCUGUUGAAAUAACUGUUAUGUAUCCUCCAAGGGACAUCUCAGUGUCCAUCAGUCCCUCUGGUGAAAUAGUGGAGGGCAGUUCAGUGAAUCUGACCUGCAGCAGUGACGGAAACCCACCUGUGAAGAUCUACAACUGGUUUAAGGGAUCAACACCAGUAGUAGAAGGAAAAACCUACAGCAUUCCCAACAUCAGAUCCGAGGACAGUGGAGAAUACACAUGCCAGAGUCUGAAUGAUUAUGGAGAGAGAAACUCUUCAGCUGUGCUGUUAAAUGUUGCAUAUCCUCCAAAGAGGGUCUCAGUGUCCAUCAGACCCUCUGGUGAAAUAGUGGAGGGCACUUCAGUGAAUCUGACCUGCAGCAGUGAUGGAAACCCACCUGUGAAGAUCUAUACCUGGUUUAAGGGAUCAACACCAGUAGGGGAAGGAAAAAUCUACAGCAUUCCCAACAUCAGAUCUGAGGACAGAGGAGAAUACACAUGCCAGAGUCGGAAUGAUCAUGGAGAGAGACGAUCCACUGCUGUUGAAAUAACUGUUAUGUAUCCUCCAAGGAACAUCUCGUUGUACAUCAGUCCCUCAGGUCAAAUAGUGGAGGGCAGUUCAGUCACUCUGACCUGCAGCAGUGACGGAAACCCACCUGUGAAGAACUACACCUGGUUUAAGGGGUCAACAUCAGUAGGAGAAGGAAAAAUAUACAGCAUUCCCAACAUCAGAUCUGAGGACAGUGGAGAAUACACAUGCCAGAGUCGGAAUGAUCAUGGACAGAGAAACUCCACUGCUGGGCAGUUUAAUAUUCUAUGUAAGCUUUUUGUGAUUGUCUGA